AUGAACAGCACCACACUCUGGAAUCGUUUAAGAAGCUCUGUGAAUCUGGCAUAUUACACAAGGCAAAUCAACAAUAUCAAACCUCACAUCCCGGGCACAGCCAGCACAAAAGGAAGCAUCCGAUUUCUAUCUUCAGCUCAGUCCAGCAAUGAUGCCCCAGUUACUUUCCAGCCUGCAAAUCGACUCUCUGGUCGAACAUGUAUGAUAACAGGUGGAACAUCAGGUAUUGGCUUUGCCAUUGCAGAGAGAUUUCUUCAAGAAGGAGCAUCCUCAAUCAUUCUCGUCGGCAGGUCCCGGGAGCGUCUAGAAGCAGCAGCCACGAAUCUCCGCUCCUCAGAUAAAGUGCAACUACUCGUUGGAGAUGUCGCAGAAGCCGGUACAUGGAUGCGUGAACUUGAAAAGCAAAUGACUAAUGUGGAUAUCCUUGUCAACGCCGCAGGAAUCUCUGUCACAAAUAUCCUCCCGCGGUCAGAGCUAGAGGAUAUCUCGAAGAUACUGCGCACAAAUCUUGAAGGUGCCAUACUGACCUCGCGAGCAUUGAUGCGUGCCGCAAUCCGCAGCCGUGUGCGCAACCGGAAUGCAGCAGAAGGAGAGAAGAAGCCUUCUUCGAGGUGUAUUAUCAACAUCUCGUCGCUGCUGGCCCUUAAGUCAGGAACGGGCGCUGUGCCAUAUGCUGCAUCAAAGGCUGGUCUUCUGGGAUUGACCCGGUCGCUAGCGGUUGAGGCAUCGGCCUCAUUGAAGGAUGUUGUUAUUCGAUCCAAUGCCAUUCUUCCGGGGUAUAUCGAGACCCCUAUGAUCGCAGAUUUCACUUCCGGGGAAGUGGGUAGGCUAAACGAUAGCAUUCCCCUUCAUCGAUUCGGCAAACCGAGUGAAGUGGCCGAUGCGGCUGUCUUCCUAGCGCAAAACGAAUAUGCCAAUAACUGUGUGCUCAACCUCGAUGGCGGAUUGAGUGCAGUCUAA
Messenger RNA from Penicillium longicatenatum, 960 nucleotides. Its product is annotated as SDR family NAD(P)-dependent oxidoreductase. Gene Ontology annotation, molecular function: oxidoreductase activity, acting on the CH-OH group of donors, NAD or NADP as acceptor. Bases 1 to 960 code for a protein of 319 amino acids. The transcript is spliced from 3 exons. The record is from RefSeq and is a predicted model, not a curated record. NCBI's taxonomy places the organism in Eukaryota, Fungi, Ascomycota, Eurotiomycetes, Eurotiales, Aspergillaceae.